AUGACGUUUGGGCGUCCAUGUUCAAUUCCAGAAGAAUACAUUCGGCUCGACCUUCCCAAGCCAUUACCACCAUACGCCUCAGCUUCUGACGAGACGCAGCAGCUGAGCACCGCAUUUUACAAUGCAUCAAUACAAUUGUACAGAAUUAUGGGCAAGAUAAUCGUAUCUCUCUACGGCAGCAACCUCGGAUGUGAAGAUAAAUCGUCAGAUACUUCAACCAUGACAUCCAUCAUUCAGUUUGGACAAGAACUCACAGACUGGCAGAACAGCUUGCCCCAUCACCUGAGCCUACAUAGCGCGGAUGAACUUCCACAAUUCUCAGAAGCAGAUAUGCAAAAUUCGACAAUUGAACGCUUUCGAAUCAUCUUAACACUUAGACAUCUCAACGUUCAGCUUCUCCUUCACCGUCCAAUGUUUAUCAGAUCGCUGGGUGCCUUACUUAAAGAUCCUAAGAUGCCACACAGAAAUGCUGGGUCAGUCAAUAGCAUGCAGGCCAGUUUCGACAGGGUAUUUGUCCAAGUGGCAGAGAGUACGAUAGAUAUCAUAUACUCGGUACUUACAAGACCUGAUCAUGGUCGCCAUUUGAUUGGCGCCUGGUGGUUCACACUUUAUUAUGCCUUUAGUGCAGCACUGGCUGUUUUUGGAGGCCUAUUGAUCUCACUUGACUUGGAAGACGAAUUCAAUAGGGCCAAUCGCCUUGACAAGGUAAAGAAGUAUCUGAACAAAGUUUCCGAGACUCUUUUGAGACUCAGUAGCCAAAACGUUAUUGUGUUACGCUGCUUCAACUUCUUACAACAGCUCACCAGGAUAGUCAAUGCCUGGGAUUCAAACCCUCGUUCCUUUGACCUUGAGGCAGAUUUGCUCUCCACUAUGCCCACAUGGGAAGGCGCUGCACUCGGUCUUGGUGAUGAGCUUGAGCUGGGACAUUUCUUUGCCAGCGAUUCACAGAGGUGGUUCGAGCGAGCUCAGUGGUAA
Molecule: messenger RNA, 975 nt
Organism: Fusarium sp. VM40
Lineage: Eukaryota; Fungi; Ascomycota; Sordariomycetes; Hypocreales; Nectriaceae
Source: the annotation of a GenBank genome assembly